This is a messenger RNA of Fonsecaea erecta, 2955 nucleotides long. RefSeq lists its product as hypothetical. The record is from RefSeq and is a predicted model, not a curated record. The coding region runs from base 1 to 2955 and encodes 984 amino acids. Lineage: Eukaryota; Fungi; Ascomycota; Eurotiomycetes; Chaetothyriales; Herpotrichiellaceae. The transcript has a single exon.
AUGCCUUUCACCAUGCAGCCAGAGACCGCAGCCUUCCCCUCCCUUCGGGAGUACAUCCAAUCCCGUCUGGCUACGGAGAUUGACUGGGAAGGCUUCGAGUUCUUCAUGACAAUGUUCUUCUUCUAUUUCAUGGUCUACCACUUGGCCCGACACGGAGUCCUGUCUGCGUUGUUUGCGGCAUCGCAGAAUCCCGACACGGGGCUCCAACAGCUCGGACACUCGGUGUCACAAUACCUGAAAACCGUCCUCCAGACCCUGCAAAUGAGCGGGCUAUUCCUAGUCAUGGCGUACGUGCUAGGAAUGCCCGGCCUUGCUGCCAUUUGUGGGUUCUUACUUCUCUUCGCCUUCUUCCAAGAGUACUGUCGCGCUGUUACGAAAGCGCGCACUCUUGCAACUCCUUUUCUGUCACGGGGCAUACGACAAUUCAAAGACUCUGUCGACCUGGUCGCUCUCCUUGUCCAGGUCGCCGUCGCCAUUUACAGAGUCUGCUCCACGACGUGGCACUUCUGCACCUCCGUCACCAAAAUCUCAAGCUGGAGCACGAUCAAGAACACCUUGGACCCGGUUACUCGUCCUGUCUUGAAUCAGCUCCAAAAGCCGAUGCAAUUCGUCGCCGCCCUCGUCAAGACAAUCUCGGAACUUCUGUUCCGACUACGGGGCGGUCGCGAGGCCCUCAGAGCCGCGUUAGAGAAACACGCCAAGCUCGCCGAGGAGAAUGCACGGCUGACGGCAGAAGUAAAGGCCCUUCAGAUCCUCCGAGCGCCCAAGGACAAGCAAGGGAUCUGGAUUCAGGAGCGGCGGGCCAUUGAGGCACCGCCGACCUGUUUCCAGACCCAAGCUCUCCGGAAGGCCGAAAAGGACUGUCGGGCAGCCGAAAAGGACGCCAAGCGAUGGCGGAAGCAGUGGGAGGACUGCCAAGCCAACAUCGCCGAGCUCGAGGCCCUCGACGACGACGCCGAGGCGCGCGUCCGUGCCGCCACCGCUCAGAGAGAUGAGCGAAUCCGAGCCUUAGAGGCCGAGCUGACGGCCGUUGCUGCUUCGGCAGCUUCGAAAGUCAGAGCCAUGACAGCGGCUCUUGAAGCUGAGAAGGCCGAGUCUGACAAACUCCGGUCUUCUCUCAAAGCUGAAGAGACCAAGUCUGGCAAGCUCGAGUCUCGCCUUGGAGAGGAGGUUGCUCUGCUCACGCGUGAGAGGGACGCCGAGCGAGCACUCCUCGAAAAGGUCAGGACGGAGGCGGCCGAGGCCGAACGAGCAGCCGCGGACCAGGUUCGCGAACAGAAAGACGCUGAGAUCAGCGUCUUGAAGGCACAGAUGGCGGAGGCUACAGCCGAAGCCGCGGUGGUUGUGGUGGCCACCGCAGAGAUUGGCGUUCAGACCGAUCUCGCUGUCGAGGCAUCUCCGGCUAUCACGCCGGUAGGUGUUGAGGCAGGCACUCAAACCGAGUGUAUCGGUCUGAACGACCAAUCUCAGAACGCCGCGUUCGUGAACCUGGAGACCGAGCUGCUCGCGAGCAAGAAGGAGCUUGAGAAGACAGGCAAGGACCUGGAGGCAUACAAGUUUGCCUGGAAGAAGACCUCGGAGGACCUGUGCAGCUGCAACGGGGACCUGCAGAAGGCCCUGAAGGAGGCAGCAGAGCUGCGCUCCCGGAACCACCAAGGCGGCCACGAGUUGCAGCAGAGCAAGCGGGAGGUGGCAGAGCUCAGAGAGCUGCUGUCCCACCGCCAGCAGGAGGCUACAAACCUCAUGCAACAGCUCCAUCGCUGCAACGAGGCCGCCGAAAAGCAGCUGCCAGCGACGGAAGAGGUGAAAUACUGGAGAGGGCGAACGGAAGCCCUCUCGAGAGACCUGGCGAACCUGCACGCAGAGAACGUGCAAGCAAAGGGAAGCCGCCAGGAAAUCCUGGAGAAGUUCCAGGUGGGCGAAAAGCAAUAUUAUGCUUUGAGCCAACGAUUGGAAAAGAGCGAGGCAACCGCGCGAGACCUCGAGAAACAACUGAAGGCGGAGCGCGAAGCACGCGCCCGGGACGCCCAGGCCCCCAUGAUCAACAGCCAAGUCGAAAGCCUGCAGAGACAGGUCAUGACAAAAGACGACGAGAUCCGGGGCCUGAGGCGGGAAAUCAACCAGCAGAAGCUGGAUUCCGACGCCGCCAUCAGCACACCAAGGUCCGACCGGGUCGGCACCUCGCCCUUUCCCACGCCAUCCAAGACUCCCCUCUCGAAAAUGUUCGAGAACAAAGUCCGCGAACAUGCGGAAGACACCAAGAAGCAUGCGAUCGAGAAGCAGCAGCUCGAAAGCAGAAUCGCUUCGCAGGCCAAGGAUCUCAAGCAACUGUGGGAUACCAAGGACCAGCUCGAACAGGAGCGGGAGAAACUAGAGGCGGAGGUCAAGAAGCUUCGGGAACAAAUCACCGACGAAGCCAUGGAUGUGGCUUUCGCCCGGGAGUUCUACGAAGACGACAAAGAAGACAUCCGACAGGCCCAAGAGGAGGCCGAAAGCUGGAAGACGCAGUUCGACGAGGCACAGGCGUCGGUGCAGAACAUGCAACUCGACUUGCAGUUCAAAGAAGGCCAAGUGGAUGCAGCGCGCAUGCAGGCCGACCUGUACAAACAACAGGCGCAGAGCCGCGCGGUCCACGACGAGCCGGAUGCACCGCGCCUGCACAAACGCAGCGCCGCCGAGGACAGUCCGGGUGAGCAAAAGAAGAAUCAGGACACCAAGAAGAAGAUCCUGACAGCACGUCAUUACAGAGGCGUGCUGCCGUCUACCCGACUCCACCAAGAGCACAUUGAUCGUUCUCAGCAGGCGGCGCAGGCACCUCAAGCGAACGUCUUCCAGCACCUCCAGGCGCCGGCGCAGCUGGUUCCUCCUCCUCCACAAGCCACUCAGACCGCCGCCACAGCAGCGGCGGCUGAGGAAGACGUGGACGAAUCGUCCAUUGUCUCGGAGGAGGAGUGA